Lodderomyces parapsilosis is the source of this 183-nucleotide messenger RNA. RefSeq lists its product as uncharacterized. The record is from RefSeq and is a predicted model, not a curated record. The transcript has a single exon. NCBI's taxonomy places the organism in Eukaryota, Fungi, Ascomycota, Pichiomycetes, Serinales, Debaryomycetaceae. Bases 1 to 183 code for a protein of 60 amino acids.
AUGAAUGACAAUUAUGCAAAGGAGUUGGAUAAUUUACGCAAGUUGAGAGCCACUCUUCAAGCUGUCAAAGAAUCAACUGACAAAAUCUUGCAAGAUGUUGAAACUGUCUACAAGAAUAAUAAUCCCCAACUUUUGCAACAAUCUAAAGAUCUUGAUCAAACUAUAAACAAGGUUAUAAACUGA